Stylonychia lemnae is the source of this 8478-nucleotide messenger RNA. NCBI's taxonomy places the organism in Eukaryota, Ciliophora, Spirotrichea, Sporadotrichida, Oxytrichidae. The record is from the annotation of a GenBank genome assembly.
AUGAAAAAAUAAUUUCGCAUUGCGUCAAAGUAUCUUAUCGAGAGAUCUCACUUUUUCUCAAAGUCUUAGCUAGUCCUCUCUCUUCAGGAAAACUACCUGCAAAUGCAGCCUCUAAGCAGUGACAGAGAGGAAAAAGAUGGAGGGGUUACAAGAAUAGACUGGGAACUUAUCAUCUAAGUUCAGGCAUCAGAAAGAAACCCUAAAGAAUUUACAAUUUCAGCGGUACCAGAGAAUAAGAAAAAGCAGCAGACUAUAAAUAAGGCAAAUGCUUAGUAGUAAGUGUUCAGCUGUAAGGAUAGAAACCGCCUCUUGACUGAAAUAAUACACAAGUUGCAUAUUUACAACUAGGAAAAGCCUUACCUGGUUGACAAAGCUUACCAUCAAAAUGAUAUCUAUAAAGAGGGUAAACUAUAAAUGGUGCAACUAAAAAUACAUCCAUCUGUUAUCUAAGUAAUCAUUAAGCAAUCAGAGAAUAGAAAGAGACUGGGAGGUAAACUAGCUGCUAGUUCAACUUUUAGAGGUAACAUCGUUAAAAAGGACACAUCUAAGAACACUAACGAAGAGACUAAAAGGAAUUAAAGUGAGCAAGAGGAGAGCGAGCUGGAAUUUGAAGAUAAUGGUUCUGGAGCUGAAAUGUUCUAAAAUCAAGACUAUGAAGAGGACGAGGAACUAUCUGGCUAUGAAAGUGAAAGCAAUUAAGGAAUAAUGCUGACACCUUACAAAGGAAGCAUGAUUGGUGGAACAAUUUUAGGUGAAGAAUCUGCUGUCCCAGUUAAUGAAUAAAUUCAAGGACAAGCAGUGAGAUCUCACUUUAUAUAUCUUUGUGAAAUCGACAGAAUAAUAAUCAAUCAACAAUAAUUGAUCAUCGUCAAGAAGAACUAGGAGAUAGAUAAAUUUAUCUUUAGAUCUGAUGAAAAGGCGCUAGAAUUCUUGAUCCAAAUAAAGAAGAACUACAAAGAUACAUACAAGACUCAGUUGACUACUAUCAACAAGACCUCACAAGACCAGAAUAAAAUCUUCAAUGAUUUGGAAUUCCUGGUUAGAGAAAGCAAGCCCUGUUACUCUUAGAAUGUAAAAGUCUUUACAUGGGACGGGAUAGUCUCAGGUGUAUAGAUUGAUCUUGAUGAGAAAAACAUCUAUGAAGUUGAUCAAAAACGCAAUGAAGUAAGGAAGAAGUGCCAGCUGAAGGAUCUUGAAAUGAUCAGAGUUAUCGAUAAAAAUGACAUAUAUAAUCUCGUGCUUAUGUUCAAAAAGGAGAUCGAAAUGGUUCUUCUGGUCCCUAGUAUUUAGGAAAGAGAGAAACUGAUAUCUUGCAUUAUGACUUUGAGAAACUUUGUGAUUCCCCAGUAUGGAUAUAUUGACUAGCUGAAAAUACUUGUCAAUUCCUAGUUAGAUUUUACUUAGAAGAUUCUAGGGCUUGACUCUCUUGAUAAUCAGCAAUUUAUUUAAGACUACGAGGGCUUGCUGUUCAGAAAGAUCACAGAAAACAUUAGCUACAAGGAUAAUAUGAAGAUUAACAACUUGAUAGAAGAAGCACUUUUGAACGCCUCUUUCUGCAAUGUCACUAAAAUUGAAUAGAAAAACAUCAAAAUUGUGUUUAAGGAGAUAGUCCACCAUCUUGAACAGUAUUUGCAAUUUGAGGCUAAUGAAUAAGAAAUAGUGGAGAAUUACUUAAAGAAAAAUGCUGAUGAUCAUGUGAUUGAUUAUGCUACAUUCAAGAAAUCAAAUCUAUUUUAGAAGAGCUAAACUAUUAGGACCCAGCAGAACCCACUAAUUCUAUCAGCCAUGAUUUCAGACUAGAAUGAAAAACAGCAAAACAAUAUUUACAAUGAGGAUGGCAUAGAGCGAAUCAAAUAGUAUGAAAUCCUUUAAGAAAGGACAUCUAAAUAUCUUAAUAUCUUGAAUCUGAUUCUAAAGUCUAAAGCAGUCUUCUGUGAAAUAUCAGACAACGAUGAGAUAAUUCCAUAGCUCAUUAAGCUAUUAGUCAGUAAAAAUCCAUUCGUGACUCUUUAGUCAUCAUAGGUCCUUCGAUCUCUGAUUGAAUACUUUUCAGGCACUGAAACUAAAUUCGAAAUUAUUAAUAAAAAGCUAUUGAUUAGAGGUAGAUAAGCAAAUCCAUAAUAAACUCAAGGUCAAGUAUCAGUAAACCAAGAUCUCAAUCUUGGAACUCAAGCGAAUGACUCUAGUGAUAGUAUGUUUUUCCUCUAAGCUUUCAAAGAAUUUAUGCAAUACUUUGAUUACUUAAAUGAUAGUGCAAAGCAAGUCAAGACUAUUCAUUUAUUUGGACUUUAAAAUAUAAUGAGAUCAAUACUAAUCUAGAGGAGAUCAUCUACCUCUAAAGAAGAAAUCAAGGUAUUUGCUGACUUAUUAUUUGAAGAUGACAUAAUUUAUACAAAAUUGUAAGAAGAAAUAAUAAAAAAUUAGGGAAAUCAGCCAUAAUAAGUUGUAACAAGAGAUCCAAAAUCAAUAUUCAAUAACGAUCCUUUAAAAAAUAAACCAUUUUUCCAUCUUUUUGACAGACUAAGUCUACUAGGUGAUAAGCACUUUGAUGUUUUAUAUUUCUGCACUCUAAUUUUCGAUCAAUCAUUGAAUUACUACAAGAGAUGUGAACCUGAAAGGCUAUUAGAAAAUCAGCAAUAUAUAUUAACCUAUAGCGUCUAAUUUGUAUGGCAUUUAUAUUUGUAAAGUGAAGGCAUACUAUCAGAACAAAGAAGAGCCUCGAUACAUAAUCUUUCCAAAAUUCUCUAUUAGAACAAAGAUAGUAUCUAGCUACUUUUAAGAUGUAUACCCAAGACUUUAGUGGAUAAGGUGGAGACUCAUUUGGAUUUAACUAUAUCAUUAUCUUGGGGAGAUACUGAAUGGGAAGAUUUUUUCAUUAAGAUAACCUCCAAAAACUAUGAUUCAGCUACUGAGUUAUGGAAUGAUGAGACAAGAUAAGAAUUGAAAGUUAGACUGCUUAAAGAGCUGAAGGAUUUUGAAGAGGCUCAUGUACUACAUAAACAAGUAAUAAACGAUGAUUCAGGCAAAAUAUUGGUGCUCCCUAAUCAUGAAUUCAAUAAACUAAAAAAGGUUAUCUCAAGAUCCACUAAUCUCAAAUGGAACUAUAUGGAAUUUGGAGUCAAGUACGACUGCCUCACAACAAAAUAUCUAGUCUGGAAGUAUUACUUAACUAAACUUUUAAAAGACAAGGAUUUAUUAGAAACCUAAAGACCUGACUUUACUGAAACAAUAGAUAAACCAAUACAUUUCUGGCAAGAGCUUAAAAUAAAAUUCAUGUCUAGUUUUGACCAAUAGGAGUAGAUAAUCAUUUUAAAGACGAUGUGUGUAUUAUACAACAAGCAUUUUGAACAGCUGAAAGACUUAAAAUCACUUCCUUACUUUUUGAAAUUAUUUGAUUAGCAGUAAUACGAGCAUUGUCAUUUCAUUCUAGUUCAGCUUAUUCAUGUAUCACUUUCAGUAAAUAGAGACUAUUCAAUCAUAAAUAUGAGAAAGUUUAUAAAAUCAGGUGGGCUUCACACUCUAAUGAGAUAGAUGAAACUAGUAUUUAAGGAAUUAUUAAGACCUGAUAGAAUUAAACCAGCAGAGAGUAAUCCUUAACUGCUAGUAUUAAGUACUUUUUCAAGAGAUUAAUACGAAAGAAUUCUUCAUGGAGAAGGUCUUCUUUUGGAAAAGACAAAUUAUACUAACUCCAAAACUAAUUCGAGGUAUUUUAAGAGAAAUUCUGAAUUUGUGUGCACAGGUAUACUCUGCCUUAAAAUAUUAGAUCUCAUCUUUAGAGAGAUGUAUGCUAUUGACUAUGUUCCUCUUCCAGCAAAUCGAGAAUUCUUAUUAAGACCAUAAUCUUUAGCAAUACUAUCAUAAUCUUUGAUGGUUGAGAACAUUGACUUGUCAAGAGAAGUGACUAUAUUUAUUGAAACACAUAUGAAUAAUCACUUUUCGUAUUUCAAAUUAAAAAACUCUGGAAUGAUUGAAUACUUGAUCUUAGCCCUGGCUACUAAAAAUGGAGAUAGAUCUCUUGAGAUCCUUUAGAAAUUUUAGGAAGUUAGUUUUGAUUACAACAGUCACUUGAAAAUAGGGCUAUUCAAUUCCAAUGACUUGUAAAUGCUUCAAGAUGACAGGGAAAAGAUAUUUAAAAAUUAAUAGAGUGAAAUUGAGAAAAGCAAUGGAGAUUAAAACCCUGAUAUUGUUAUCGGAGAAGCUAAAAAGGUCACUAUUUUAGCAGAAUCAAUAUUUCUUAGAUUCCUACCCAUUCCUUUCAUCAAAUUUUUAUAUGAAGAAGGCCAGGAGAAAUUCCUUUAAAUCUAUAAGAUGAACAACUAUGAGUCUCCAAUCUUAAUUUGGAAUAGCAAACUAAGAAGUAUUCUCGAAUAAAGCAUUAUUGAUCACUCAUCAGAUUUUAUCUAGUAACUCAAAGAGUUCUCAGAUCAGCCAGCUUAAGACUUGAAAAAAUCAGAAUAUAUGCCAACAUAUAACAAAAAGUUCAAGAAUAUUGUUAAGUAUCCAGAUAUUGAGAAUGAAGUAAGAUGCGGCAGAUAUUACCUUAGAGUCUGGGUAAAUUAGAAAAAGAAGGACCUCAAUUUCUUUGACAUUCCACAAAAUGAAGAAGAAGAGUUCCACAAAAAUCUAUAGAUUGAGCUAAGGCAUUGCAUCUAUGAGGAAAACUUUGGUGAUCAGCAAAAAAUCAUAAUUCUAUUCAAGGCUUGUCUCCAAACUUUGCACAGAUUCAAAAACAAAAGAACUUUCUCAUUAGAUGAAAUCAAGAGAAUUUUAAUUGAUACAUGCAAGAAUCAACCAGUUUAUAAUGACACAGUGAAGUAAAUGAUUUAUAUUGGAAUCAAGAUUAUUUAUCAAGUUGUAAGAAGAGAGAGCCAAUAGUUCAUCUAAAACUCGGUCAAGUCUAAUGCUGAUUCCUUAAAAGAAGCCCUGACCAAGAUUGGAGUUGAAAUUAUAGGUGAGAUAUUCACUCUGAUUCUGAAGAACUCAUUCAAUACAUAAUUCCAAUCAAUUGGUAGCUCUAAAUACAUAGAGGAUACUGAAUAACUUGCAUUAAUUAAUACAGUUUCAUCCUCAAGUGACGAUAAAACUAAUAUAAAACUAGAUAGAAUUGAGGCCAAAACUUUAUCUCUAUGCAUUCAAUCCUUUAAUAUAAUCUUGAAUACUGAUAUUUUGGCUUUUGUUGAUUUCCCAUUAGUAAGCAGAAUUAAUUUGUUUAGGUAAAUAUCUAGACUUCUAGAUGCUUCAUUCACACUCUUACCUUUAUUCAAAGAUAAGUUGCUCUCUAACCAAGUUCACAUUCAUGACUCUAGAACAUUUAGUAGUUUUACUGGGAUUCAGCAACAAUCACCUAAAGGAAAAAAUAACAGAAAUAGUAAAUCUAAGAGAAGCAGAAGUAAAAAGAGUAAGAAGCAAAAGAGGGCAUAAUAAAAUUAGCCUUAAUCAAAUCCACAUUAAUCAUGGCAGAUGGUGAAUAUUACAAACAAUAAUCAAUCAUAAUACAAUCCUCAUUUAGGAUAAAUGCUUGCUAAGCCAACUCAAAAUCAACUUAUAAUGGAGUUAGAUAAGUAUAACUUUAAGAAGGAGAGGGAAUUGAAAGAUAGGAAAAAGAUUCACAAAAAAGAUCCAAAUAUGAACUAUAAUCAGCAGAGUCUUCUUCAAAUCAUUCAUAAUUAUAUGGACAAGCACUCUAUUGAACUGAUCUUUGAUAUGACAAGAUCUAUAUUUGAACUGACAAGAGAAAUUACAAAGAAUCCUGUACUUCAUCCUGAAUUGAUAGCAUCUGGAAUGGCCUGGAAAGCAUUGAAGUACAUUUAUCUUCAACUUAAAGAGCAGACCAAUGAAUUUUCAGAUCUAAGAGCAUCUCUCAGAGAAGCAACUGCAACCUUGAAAAACUUGAUUUCAUUUGCCCAUCAGUUAGCGAACUUAGGAGCAGAGUCAUUCGUUUUCAAGAAUCUAACUAAAGAGACUGAGAAAGAAAUCAUGAAAAACUUCUUGAAAUGUAUAAAGAGUAUUUUUGGAUCUAAAAUUUAAGAGACCUUAAUUUCAUCAUUCAUCAUAACUAAUAAUGAACUUCACUUUGAAAAAUAUGACUCUCGUAAAUUUUUGCAGCAAUUCUCAGUAAGAGAGGAAAACUCUCCAGAGUUAGUCUGGAAUGAUGAAACAAGGAAGGAGCUAUUAGAUGCUCUUGAUAAGCAGAUUUCAAAUCUAAAUACCUCAUUCUACUCUGAAUUGAUUGACUUUGAGUACAGUGUUAACAAAAGAGAGCUAAGAGUUGAGGAUAUAUUUGUCAGACAUUACAAUAAUCAAUCAUCGUACAGACUGCAAGAUAUUGAUAAUUUCGCUUCAAAGCUUAUUGAAAAGCUUAGAGAAAUUACAGAAUUCAAGUAUGUUGCUGAUUUUGAAAAUGAACAAUAUUAAAACUGUAUCGAGUUGCUUAAAGCCAUCAAGAUUAUUAUCAUUAAUGAAAAUCUCAUUAUAACAGAGCUUGAGAAGUUUGAAGACUAUCUUUAAACAUUCUGCAAUUUAAUCCAAAUUAAGCCUGAUGCGGAUAAUAACUAUAACCCAUCACAAGAAGAGAUAGAUAUGAUUAAAGGGGUAAGUGUAUUGAUACUUGAGAUCAUUUUACAUAUAAGCAAGACAGGAGGCCAGCAUUUUGACUAUCUAAAAAAUAAUAAUGAUUUUAUUAGAUUGCUUAUCAGAGCUCUCUAUCAAAAGGAGAAUGACAUUAUAGAUUCUUAAACAAUUAUCUCUAUUUUGCAAAAUAUGAUAUUAUCUAGGCAAUCUGAUAUCCAUUAAUUCCUUAUUGCCACUGGACUAAUUAUGUUCAUCUUAAAUCAAAUUUUUGAAAAGAAAACCUAGAAUACAAAUAAAAAGGACAGAGUUGAGCUUAUCAAACUUAUACUUUAAUCUUACAAUCAUACAUCUGGAGUUUAUGAAAGAUAUAUCCCUGCAUAUUUCUUUGUUGAGAUUCAAUAAAAGCAGCAACAUAAUGAUAUUGAUACAGAAAAGAUUAUUGAAUUCAUUAAGGAGCUUGAUGCCCCUGAGUUUGAGAAUGUUUUUAUAAUCUGGAAUUCAAAUCUCAAGUAAGAAAGUCAUUAAAGAAUUAAGAGAAACUGCGAAAAGAUAGUAAGAAGUUAUGAGGACAGUAAUUACUAAUUUUUACUUGAAACUGAGACAUUAGUGAAUCCUAAGCUUUAAAAUGAGAUAAUAGUGAAAGAUGUAAUUUUAAGAAUUUAUAAUAAGAAUCCAGCUGUUUUUAUUAAUACUAAGCUUAACACUUUUAUCUUGCAUUUGAGUUAAGACAUAUGGGUUGUAUCUUAGGAACUUUUCAAGAUAAGUUAAGGUUAGCUUAGUAAAGAUGAGCCUGAUGAUCCAUUUGGAAGAGAGCCUCAAAUAAACAUUAAUAACAGUUAAAAACUCAAAGCUCUUUGCAAUAAAUCUUUAAUACUCCUCACAUCAUUACUUCUGAGUCUUGAGUAGCUUCUACUUAAUGACUAUAACUCCAAUAGACUUAUGGCAAAUAAAAGAGAGGAUAAAAACGCUGAAACUAAAUUUUAUAAGUAGAUCAUUGAAAAAACUACUGAUUAAACACAACUUGAUGACAAAGUUUACAAAAUCAUAAGUUAUUGGCUUCAAACUUAGGUGUUUUUGAGUAGACAUAUCCCAGUUGAAAUAAGGAUUACCUUUUUCUAGAUCAUUUUCUUAAUUAUCGAUGUCUCAGAUGCAGUGAAAGUUUUCAAAGACAACUAGACAUUGAUGCAAUUCAUCACAGACUCCAUAAGUAGUAUUUCAACAGAUAAAUUCUCAAAGACAAUUGAGGAAGCCCUUAUUUUAUUGAUUACCUAAAAAAUGCUAAGAAAAGACUCUGAGCCAACACCAGUGCUAUUAACAAAUAGCAUGCCUAAAUUAUUCAAAAUCUAUGACAGAAAGAAGAAGCUCAAGAAACUUGUAGAAUUCAUACUUGCUCUUAUGGCUAGUGAUCAGUAAUAUAAGCAAUCAGUUGUAGAGUAUAUCAAGAAGAAUCAAGCUAUUGCAAAAAUUGAUACCAAACUAAUUUUCGAAGGUAGACAUGAAAACACAGAACACACAGAAGCAAUUAUGAGAAUCUGGAGAGGGAAACCAGCCUCUUCAAAUGAUUCAAAGAGAUACUAUGACAUCACUGAAUGCUUCCACAUUGAGGAUAAAGUGGAUGAGACCAACAUUCCUAAAAUGAAACUUCCAAUGAUCAGCAAAAAGAGUGUCAAGUAAUUCUAAAAAGAAGAGCUCUUCUUUGAAGAGGAGAAAAAAGCACCAGAACCACUAAGUGCAAGAAAUGCAAGAGGAAACAGCAUAGAUCUUCCAUUCUCAAGUGUUAAGGAAAGUAAACUCGGAUACUAACCAUUUUUGGAUGAUAUUCAAAUCGGUGGGAAUGAUUUGGAAGCAAUCGAGAAGUAGGAUGAAUAUAGUUCAGAUGAGGAUGAUGCUAAUCAACAUUUAUAAUGA